AAGGACCGUGUCUCUUUGUUCCAAUCUCAAUUUCUCUCUCUCCUCCACUCUGUCUGUAUCUGCAGUCUCGCUCUAUCGUUAUUCCAUUACAGUGUUACAGCGGUCUGGAUGAUUGCAAAGAAGGCAAUAUGGCUGUGAACGUCAGCAAGAAUCGACUGAACCUUUUAACCGCCUAUCAAGAUGUUAUCGACGAGACGUCCUCCACCAACUGGGCGCUGUACACGUAUGAAGACAGCACUGAUGACCUGACACUGGCGUCUUCAGGGGAUGGGGGUCUGCCAGAGAUCACAGUGAGCUUCGACAACACCCAGGUCAUGUACGGCUUCUGCAGCAUGAAAGAGCCAAACGCUGUACUGCCACGCUACGUCCUCAUCAACUGGGUUGGUGAGGAUGUCCCGGAUGCCAGGAAGUGUGCGUGUGCCAGUCAUGUGUCCGCGAUCGCAGAUUUCUUUCAGGUCAGUCUCACUGAGGGAGUGGACGUCGUUGUCAAUGCCAGCAGCAUGGAGGAUAUCGACCCCGUGGCUAUCGGCCAGAGACUGACCAACGGGACAGCUGUGAUCGCCAGUCCUGUGCUGAGCCGACUGCGAAUAAGAGAAGAGGAGCAAACGCAGCCUGUGGGCACCUGCUAUGAGAAGACGAAUGCCGAGAUUGAAAUGAAAAAGAUCAAUCGAGAGGAGUUCUGGGAACAAGCCAAGCGUGACGAGGAGAUGCGGAAGGAGGAAGAGAGGAGGAAGGCUCUGGAGGAGAGGCAGCGGUUUGAGGAGGAGCGCAUGGAGCUGGAGAGGAGAGAGCAGGAGGAGCGAGAGAAGAGGUACCGUGAGAGGGAGAUGCAGAUCGAGGAGCACAGGAGACAGCAGCAGAGCAAGGAGGUCGAGGAUGUGCAAGAAAGGACGAAAGACCAGUCAAUUUUUGUAGAACAGGAGGAAGAGGCCAGUCAGCAGCUCAAGAAGAUGGAGUCGGAAGUAGAGGAGGCAGCAGCGAUCAUCGCUCAGAGGACAGACAACCCACGCGAGUACUUCAAGCAGAGAGAGCGGGCCGUGGCCAUCAGUUUCGACAGCUCCCCUCUCUCCAGCCACAGGGCAGGCCGCUUGGAGAGCCCGUUCUUGAAGCUGCACCACAGUCUCCCUGAGCACACCUCGCCCCCCCCUUGCUCCCCGCUGCUGUCGCCCGCCCUGCCCCUCACCCAGCUGCAGCCCAGCCUGCCGGAAGAUGACCUCAUCAAUACCAGCCCUGACCGGAGCCCCACCCCUCUCGUAACUACACCCAUCCCCAGAAUCGUGACCACGCCCAUCUUCGAGGAUCCUGAGGAUGACAAGCAGCUGGACAGCCACAAUGACUGGGCAGCUCCCCCAGCCCCAGAGCCUGCCCUGCCCUCCUGUGUGGACUCGUCCCGGGACAAGCCUGUGCAGAGCGUCGCCCCUCAGAUACACGAGGAGGAGCCCCUCAUCGCAGACCUCCGAGAGAUGAGCCCCAUCCCAGAGCCAGUGCCCUCACCCCAGGACCCCACUGGCAGCCUGCUGGACCUGUGGGACAGCCCUGCCCCUCAAUGUGCUUCGGAGCAGCUGCCCCUGUUUGUGGAGGCCCCUCCCCAGGACCCCUCCUCCUCCGCGCCCCCCCUGCCCUUGCACUCUGAGCCCCCUGUAGCAGAGGAGACCCUCCUGAGCUUCGACGACCUGCCCGAGCCCCCUGCCACAUUCUGUGAGGCCAAGGAGGGGGGAGACAACCCCCCUAGCCUGGUGGACAUCGCCAGCCAGCAACAGAUGACGCUCGACUACCAUCGAGCCCAGCACGAGGAAUCGGGGUCUGACAGCCAGGACAAGGGGGAGCUACUGAUGACCAACGGAGAGACGCUGCAGAAAGAGGGGACACAGGCGAGUGAAGGAUAUUUCAGCCAAUCACAAGAGGAGGAAUUCGCCCAAUCGGAAGAGAGCUCUGCAAAAGGGACCCCGGGACCCAUCUUCUAUAACAAGCCCCCAGAGAUUGACAUCACCUGCUGGGACACGGACCCAGUGACAGAGGAGGACGAGUACGGAGCAGAGGAGUGACGAGGAAGAGACCCCGACAGAAACACUAAUAAUGUAACAAUAAGCCUUGCAUCAAAAAUUAAAUGAAAAAAAAAAAAAAGCUUAGAGUUCUUGUUAAAGGUGCAGCCUGUUUUUAAUUCAAUGAAAUAUAUCAACGGUGAGGAUUGUGGCGAAUCGUGUUGGGAAGGAUCUGCUUAGGAAAGGAAAACCGAACUCUCCUGCUUAAACUUACAAUCAAACUUUUGAUAGCUUUGCAUUAGAUAUUGCCUUUGAUACAGACUUCCUGUCUGGUGUAGUGGGCAGGGCUACACUCGCGUGUUUGUGAUGUUGGGGAUGAGAAGCCCGUAGAAGAAUAAGGAUACAUUUUAAAAAUAAUAAAUACACUAUUUCCACACCCUGUGCCAUUUUUUUUUUUUUUAUUUCUCGUAUUUUCUGAUUUUUGAUACUUGACCAGGGCUAACGAGAAGACUAGCUUGAAGGGGACGGGAGGAUUUUUUUUAUAAUUUUGGGGCGGAGAUUCAGGGAUGUACCCUCCCUCCUUGUGCCAGGUUUACAGGACUGACGCCCUGACUGCUGUACCCUACGGAUUUCAGCUAGAGACACACUGCACUUCUAAAUCAUUCAGUCAGUGUUGGAAUUCAUAUACAUACAGUGCAUGUAGAUGUGUGUUUUAAUUGCACGCUCAAUUCACAUUGUUCAAAGGCUAUUUGCAGCACCAAGUUCACAGAAGAGGAGUCUGUGUUUGAACCCCUACCUGCUUUUGGUCUUCUACCCCCUCUGGAAAUCAGGCUACAGCCAUUCAAAAUCCUGAAGCAGCGACACUGUGCACUUGUAUUUUCCUGCGUACUCCAGUUAUUCCAGAGUUUAAAAUUAAGGGGGUAAUGUUGGUAUUUUAUUUAGAUCUACCUCUGUUAAAUUUAAAACCCCCAACACAGUCCCCAUCGUUAGCAAUCAGUCAGGUCGGUAAUCAAGCUCUUUUGAUCUGCACUGUUCUCUCUGUGACACAAACCCCAGCAGGGGCGGAGUGUGGGGUAUUACUGGAAUUCAUCAUCAGUCCUGUAAAACCAGACCUGCACUCAGGGGGAGCUGUUUGAAACCAGCAAUAAAAACAAUCAAAUCAGUGUUAUUAAUAGUAAUGUGUUGGGAUGGUGUGGCUUUCCUUGGGAGAUUACAGGAUUCGUUUGUGACUGAGGGAAGGGAGAGGGCGGGCUGUGGUUUUUAUGGGGGUGUUUAAUUCUUUUCAGCUUUAGAGAUGGGGGGUCACAAAUGAUUACAAUGGAGCUGGCAUCUUUAACAUUAACUCUGGUCCUUUGAAGUAAUUCUAUUGUAUUCUUCACUUCUAAACUCAGUGGUAGUGUGUAAUCUGUUCUCUCCCUCCACGCUGCUAGGAGAUGAUACCCCCUUGCAAGGCUAGCGGUUUCCUUUUGCCUUUUAUAAUUCAUUUCUUUCUUACCUUUUUCUUCUCCUAUACUCCUUUCUUCUUCCGUCCGCGACUCAUGCGCUGUUUUUCAAAAUAAGCACAAGAUUUUUUUUUUUGUGACAUGCUAAGUGCUGAUGAAUGUUGAUUAAAAGAAUUCCAGAAACCUC
Messenger RNA from Polyodon spathula (Mississippi paddlefish), 3611 nucleotides. Its product is annotated as drebrin-like. The transcript is spliced from 15 exons. The coding region runs from base 129 to 2045 and encodes 638 amino acids. Gene Ontology annotation, biological process: positive regulation of axon extension; neuron projection morphogenesis; positive regulation of dendritic spine morphogenesis. Lineage: Eukaryota; Metazoa; Chordata; Actinopteri; Acipenseriformes; Polyodontidae. Gene Ontology annotation, cellular component: postsynaptic density; lamellipodium; plasma membrane. The record is from RefSeq and is a predicted model, not a curated record. Gene Ontology annotation, molecular function: actin filament binding.